Molecule: messenger RNA, 2471 nt
Organism: Otolemur garnettii (small-eared galago)
Lineage: Eukaryota; Metazoa; Chordata; Mammalia; Primates; Galagidae
Gene: ZBTB32
Product: zinc finger and BTB domain containing 32
Exons: 5
Coding region: 758-2233 (491 amino acids)
Biological process (GO): regulation of transcription by RNA polymerase II
Cellular component (GO): nucleus
Molecular function (GO): protein binding; DNA-binding transcription factor activity, RNA polymerase II-specific; RNA polymerase II cis-regulatory region sequence-specific DNA binding
Source: RefSeq, a predicted model, not a curated record
CUCUUCAUCACUGGGUCAGAAGCCUUUUCUCCUGUAUCUUCUGCACCUACUUUCUUAACUUACUGGGUGGGAAUCUUUGGUCUGUUCUCUAAAGAUAUGUUCUAGAGGCUUCAGCUUCAGGGCAACGAUUGACCAAUGCCUUAAAGCCUGCCCUCCUGCCCUCCAUGACCCCUGUCUUGCUGCCCUCCCAAAUUUCAGGGAUGAUGGGCUUGUGGAGGGAGGGCCCACUAGCUUUUGAAGUUCUCCCAUGAAGCUGUGUCUUGCUCUAUCCCUAAUGCUAGAGUUGACUGGGUUUCCUGAUGAUCCCUUUGUGUGGGGUGAAUGAGGAAAGCCUGGCUUGCUGAGAGGGCUUUCCCUGCAGAGGACCUUGGAGAGGAAGAAGUAUCAGUAUCUGCUAGCCUUUAAGUCAGAGACUGCCCAUAUAUACUAUACUUGUCUUAAAUUCACUAAUUAAUAUUUUUGUUGACUGCCUGGCCCUUGCUCUUUAAGUCCUGAAUUUGGUCUAAUUUCCAUUCUCCCUCCAUUCUCCCCACCCCCAGCUCCUGUUCUGAUUCUGGACUACCCAAGUCUUCUCUUUGGGUAGUUUAUCUGUUCUACUCAGGACAGAGGGCUCUGAUCUAGAAGGAGCAACUCACUUUCUCUCCCCUCACCUCCACAGGCUUGAGAAUAUGCUGUUCUUCCCUACCUUUUCCAUCAUGGAGCCCACAUUGUUGCCCUUCCCUUAGAGCCUCUGAGACUGGUACCCAGGCAAGACAUAAUGCCUCUGCCUGCCAUAAGACUGCCCAGCCCUUAUGGCUCUGAUCGGCUGGUACGACUGGCCGCCAGGCUCCGGCCAGCACUCUGUGAUACCCUGAUCACCGUAGGCAGCCAGGAGUUCCCUGUCCACAGCCUGGUGCUAGCAGGUGUAAGCCAGCAGCUGGGCCACAGGGGCCAGUGGGCUCUGGUAGAAGGCAUCAGCCCUUCCACCUUUGCCCAGCUUCUACAUUUUGUUUAUGGAGAAAGUGUAGAGCUGCAGCCUGGGGAGCUGGGGACCCUAGAGGAGGCAGCCAGGGCCUUGGGAGUGCAGUCCCUGGAAGAGGCAUGCAGAAGGGCUCGAAGGGACAGGACUGAAGAGGAGGUGGAUCUAGGGCUGAAGAAACAUCAGGAAGAGCCAGAGAAACCCACAAGGGAUUCUGAGAGAGGACUGAGAAGGCUUGGAGAGAAGCAGAAACAAGAGAAGUAUUUUAGAGCUGGUGAGAGAGAACAGAUGUCGCACAAGCACAAACUACCAAGAAAGAGCCCUGAGACGGCAGGGGCAACAAGGGAGGGUCAGGGGGAGCAGAUGAGAUCAAAAGAGGAAAAACUCAACCAAUCCCCUAUUUGCCAUGGGACAGCAGAUGGGAAGAAAGGUGUGGUCAUGUGGGUGAGGAAGAGUCUAGGGGGCUCUGAGGAAAGUCUGCGGGAGUGCCCUGGCCCCCUUCCCCCACCAGGUUCCUUCCAAACCAGUAUCAUCCCCAGGCCCUGGUGGGCUGAGGCCUCUUGGUUGGGGGAGGGCCAGCCUGCCCUGUGGAGCAUCCUGCUGUUGCCUCCCAGAUACGGCACUCCCUUCUCACAUAGCACACCCAUGACUGGAGCCUGGCAGGAGGUCUGGCCUCAGGACCAGAGGAUCCCACUGGCUCUGAACCCCCACAAAGGGCUCUGGAGCCAGAACCAGUUGGCCUCCUCCAGCCCCACCCCAGGUUCCCUCCCCCAGGGCCCUGCACAGCUCAGCCCUGGGGAGAUGGAAGAGUCUGAUCAGGGGCACACAGGAGUACUUGCAACCUGUAUGGGUCAUGAGGGCACCACAGGCCACCCAUCUCAACAACACCCUCCCCCAGCCCCUUCUGCUCGGUCUCGGCCUUAUAUUUGUUCUGUGUGUGGGAAGAGGUUUUCACUCAAGCAUCAGAUGGAGACACACUAUAGAGUCCACACAGGAGAGAAGCCUUUCUCCUGUAGCCUUUGUCCUCAGCGCUCCCGGGACUUCUCUGCCAUGACCAAGCACCUGCGGACGCACGGGGCCGCUCCAUACCGCUGUCCUCUGUGCAGUGCCGGCUGUCCCAGCCUGGCCUCCAUGCAGGCACACAUGCGAGGCCACUCGCCUAGCCAGCUCCCACCCGGAUGGACCAUUCGCUCCACCUUCCUCUACUCUUCCUCUUUCUCGAGGCCAUCCCGGGCCUCGACCUCUCCUUGUUGUCCCUCCUCCUCCACUACCUGAGGAGGUGUGGAUAACUUCUUUGGGCUCAGCCAAGAUUCUAAGAAUGAGAAUCGGGUCGUCUGGGCUUCUGACCCAGCACCGCUGCUAAGGUACCUUAGCAAAUUCGGCCCCAGGAGAGCCUCGGGAUGACCGCAGGUCGCAGGGUCCUAGGCCAAUGAGCCCCUAUAGGGUGAGGGCACUGAAGUUUACAUGAGUAAAGGUAAACUGUAUGGGGACUGUCGAUCUCAUCACCAUAAUA